GUCCCUGCCCCGUCCGCCCCAACCCCCGCCGCUGGCCGGACUAUAAAAGAGCUGGGCCUUCUCCCCCGCUGUCACUCACACGCUGAGCAUCACUGCCCACAGAGCUCCACCAUGAAGUUUGUGGCUCUUGCACUCACCAUCCUCCUCGCUGCAGGUUCCCAGGCACGGUUCCUGCAGGCCGAUGAACCUGCCGCCCCCCCCUCCCAGUUGGAACAUGUGAGGGCAGCCGUGGGUCUGUACUUGCAACAGGUGAAGGAGACCGCAGAGAAGGCCAUUGCCCACCUGGAUGAUGCUGAGUACAAAGACUACAAAGACAAACUUACCAAGAGCCUUGACACUGUCCAGACCUACAUCCAGACAGCCUCCAAGACCUUGGCACCCUACACCGACACAGUCAGCACACAGGUCAUGGAGGGCACCAAAGACAUACGGGACAAGAUCCAGAAAGACAUAGACACUCUGAAGAAGGACCUGGAGCCCAUGAACAAAGAGCUGAAGGAAACGGUGAGAAAGCACGUGCAAGAUUACCGCGAGAAGCUGGAGCCCCUGGUGAAGGACUACAUGGAGAUGCACAAGAAGGAGAUGGAUGUGUUCAGGACCAAGAUGGAGCCCGUGGUGGAAGAUCUCCGUGUCAAGGUCGCCGCCAACGUGGAGGAGACCAAGGGCAAGCUGAUGCCCAUCGUGGAAAAAAUCCGUUCUAAGCUGACCGAACAUCUGGAGAAACUGAAAACCAUGGCCUUUCCCUACGUCGAGGAGUACAAGGAACAGCUGACCGUGGCCGUAACUAACAUCGAGGGCCAGGUUACCCCUCAGGUGACUGACCUGCAAGCCAAGAUCGAGCCCCUCAUCGAUCAACUGAAGGCCAAGAUUUUGUCUAUGUGGGAGAACCUCAGCAAACCCGUAGAUGCAUCAGCCUAGAUGCCCCCUACGCAACCACCCCCCCCCCCUCCCCGCCCCUUUGCCCAUGGCCAGCUCUCGCCACCUCACAUGAAAAAACCGAGGAACGUUGGCACCCUGCCUGCCCCGCGACAUCAACAGAUCAAAGCAACGAGACUCUGUAUUUCUUAUUCCAGCACACACAAAUGCACGCACAGCGCCUGGAACGCCACACACUGCCUGGAACGCCACACGCGGGUUCCCAUGUGACCACAGAAGUCUGACUACCGUGCCAUAGUUUGGAAAGUGUGUGCACCCGCUAGCGUGUUUUCAGUGUCUCUGCAUCCUGGUUGCCCUUUUGCUUUUGGAAGGAAACUCUGCAUCACCAUCAUGCUCUUGUUAUUACCUCCCCCCUCUUUCACCCACAAUAAACACACACACAUCCAUCUAUUCCCAUCUUCCCUAACCUUUCACAUGUAACAUUUUAGCAAUAAAAUUGUCUGUUUCCUACCCA
This is a messenger RNA of Conger conger (European conger), 1390 nucleotides long. Its product is annotated as apolipoprotein A-I-2-like. NCBI's taxonomy places the organism in Eukaryota, Metazoa, Chordata, Actinopteri, Anguilliformes, Congridae. The record is from RefSeq and is a predicted model, not a curated record. The transcript is spliced from 4 exons. Gene Ontology annotation, cellular component: extracellular region. Gene Ontology annotation, molecular function: lipid binding. Bases 112 to 918 code for a protein of 268 amino acids. Gene Ontology annotation, biological process: lipoprotein metabolic process; lipid transport.